UUGUGUCUCUCCCUCCAAUACAACACGGGGACGGGGGUGCACAGCACAUUGGUUGUGGCUACAUAUACGAGCGCACCCAGACUGUAUGCCGCUUGGUGAUUCUUUUCAGAUUCUCUCGUCCCCUGCACAGACGAGACGAGACGAGACGACGUCGGAGCGGGGUGGGCGAUGGAUCCGUCGAAUUCGAAGGCGGUAGCGGCGUCGUUGCCGUCCUACGGCAAGGUGCUGGAGACCUACAAGAAAGCGGCGGCCACGGCCGCCACGGUGACCGCGUACGCCGUGCUGGCGCGCGGCAUGGCGCGGGAGCUGCUGCCCGACGAGCUGCGCGAGGCCGCGCGCUGGGCCGCUGAUUUCCUGCUGCACGGCGGCGCCAGGCUGCGCGCGCCACCGCAGCGACGGACCUUCGUCAUCAAGCGGUUCGACCAGGAGAGCCCCAGCGGCGACAACGGGCUCUUCGCGGACGCGAGCGCGUACCUCGCCACCCGGAUCGACCCGCACACCACCACGCGGGUCUGCAUCGCCCGCCGCAGCGCCGUCGGCCCCGGCGGCGGCGGCGGCGGAGGAGGAGGAGGCUACGACUACGACUACGAAUACGAAGACGCGUACGGAGACGGAGACUGCGGCGGCCGCGAAGCCGAAGCCCGAGAUGACGGCGGCGGCGGCGGCGGGAGGCACGUCCUGUCCUUGGAAGUCGGCGACAGGAUGGCGGACAUCUUCGAGGGCGUCAAGUUCACGUGGAUGACCGUCGGACAGGGACAGGCCAAAGGCAACAACGACCACGUGACGUCGCUGGAGCUCACCUUCGACGCGGAGCACACGGACAUGGCGCUCAAACGGUACAUCCCGUUCAUAGCGGCGACCGCGGAGGCGGCGCGGCUGCGGGAGCGCACCCUCAAGAUCUUCUCGAGCGACUUCGGGUCGUGGCGCGGCAGCAGCUACCACCACCCGGCCACGUUCGACACGCUGGCCAUGGACCUGGACCUCAAGCGCUCCAUCAUCGCUGAUCUCGACCGCUUCCUCAAGCGCAAGGAUUACUACCGGCGCAUCGGCAAGGCGUGGAAGCGCGGGUACCUGCUCUACGGCCCGCCGGGCACCGGCAAGACCAGCCUCGUCGCCGCCAUGGCGUGCUACCUCCGGUUCAACCUCUAUGACCUCGAUCUCUCCAAGGUGGACUCCAACUCCUCGCUGCAGCGCCUGCUCACUUCCAUGUCCAACAAGUGCAUCCUCGUCAUCGAGGACAUCGACUGCUGCUUUAGCGCAACAAGCCGUGGCGGCGGCCCAGUGAAGAGCGGCGACGAUGACGACGAUGAAGACGACCCAUCUCCACCAAACGAUGAGGACAACUACUCCAAUAGGCGUCAUCAGAGAGAGGGCAUAACACUGUCCGGCCUGCUCAACUUCAUCGACGGGCUAUGGUCGACCAGCGGCGAGGAGCGCAUCAUCGUCUUCACCACCAACUACAAGGACCGCCUCGACCCGGCGCUGCUCCGGCCAGGCCGGAUGGACAUGCACGUCUACAUGGGCUACUGUGGCUGGGAGGCAUUCAAGACGCUGGCUCGGAACUACUUCCUCGUCGACGACCACGUGUUGUUCCCGGAGAUGCAGGAGCUGCUCUCGGCAGUGGAGGUGACGCCGGCCGAGGUGUCGGAGAUGAUGCUACGGAGCGAGGAUGCCGACGUCGCGCUCCAGGGACUCAAGGAGUUCCUCGAGGAGAAGAAGCAGGGCAAGCAAACAGGAGAUGCGGGAAAGAGCCGGGCUGCCGGGGAGAUGGCGACGGAUCCCACCUCGGCAUCGGCGGCGGGGUUGCCGUCCUACGCGAAGGCGGUGGACGCGUACCGGAAGGCGGUGGCCACGGCGGCCACGGCGACCGCGUACGCCGUGCUGGCGCGCGGCAUGGCGCGGGAGCUCCUCCCCCAAGACCUCCGCGCCGCGGUCAGCUGGGCCGCGUCCCUCCUCCGCGCCCGCCUCGAGCCCCGCACCGCCGAGCGCCGCACCCUCGUCAUCAAGCGCGACCAGGAGUCGCACCACCACCACCACCCUUGCGACGGCGACGCGGCGCUCUACGUCGACGUGCGCCAGUACCUCGCCACCCGGAUCGACCCUCGCUCCAUGCGCCGCCUCUGCCUCAGCGGCGGCGUCUCCGGCUCAAGGAAGGUUCUCUCCAUGGAGCCUGGAGACUCCAUGAUCGACAACUUCGAGGGCGUCGCGUUCACGUGGGCGUCCGUCGCGGGUGAAGGCCGGCGCGGGAUAGUGGCAGAGUCGCUGGAGCUCAGCUUCGACGCCGAGCACACGGACAUGGCGCUGGAGCGGUACGUCCCGUUCAUCACGGCGACGGUGGAGGAGGCCCGGCGCCAGGACCGCUCGCUCCUCAUCUACAUGAACGAGGGCUCGGGGUGGAGCAGCAUGACCCACCACCACCCGGCCACGUUCGACACGCUCGCCAUGAACGGGGGGGCCAAGCAGUCCGUCAUCGCCGACCUCGACCGGUUCCUGAAGCGGAGGGACUACUACCGCCGCAUCGGCAAGGCGUGGAAGCGCGGGUACCUGCUCUACGGCCCGCCUGGCACUGGCAAGUCCAGCCUCGUCGCCGCCAUGGCCAAUUACCUCCACUUCAACCUCUACGACCUCGACCUCUCCGAGGUGAGUGGCAACGCGAUGCUGCCGCGGCUUCUCAACCGCAUGAGCAACAGGUCCAUCCUCGUCAUCGAGGACAUCGACUGCUGCUUCAGCGCCGCGUCGCGGGAUGAUGGCAAAGAUCUGGCCGGCCACGACGUGGCGGAUGAUUCUGACGACGAUGUGGGCAAGAUAACUCUGUCCGGCCUGCUCAACUUCAUCGACGGGCUGUGGUCGACCAGCGGCGAGGAGCGCAUCAUCGUCUUCACCACCAACUACAAGGACCACCUCGACAGGGCGCUGCUCCGGCCGGGACGCAUGGACAUGCACGUCUACAUGGGCUACUGCGGCUGGGAGGCUUUCAAGACGCUCGCCCACAACUACUUCCUCAUCGACGACCACCCGCUGUUCCCGGAGAUACAGGAGCUGCUCUCGGCUGUGGAGGUGACGCCGGCCGAGGUGUCCGAGAUGCUGCUGCGGAGCGAGGACGCCGGCGCGGCGCUUCUGGGUGUCACCAAGUUCCUCAGAGAGAAGAAGCAAGAAAUUGGCGAAGGGAAUUAGCGCAGUCGCGCGCGCUGAGGAAGAAGAAGCACUUUUUUGUGUUGCAAGCUAUGAAUUCUGCAAUGCUGAUGAUCCACUCCUGAUUUCUUUGCUCCACAGUAGCUGCAACCGCAACCUGCAAGUCUGCAACUGUUGUCCUGAUUGUUCUCUUGCAAUUGUAUCUUAAAAGAAUAGGAACUGAUCUCGCUAAUCAGUCUAUGAUGA
Molecule: messenger RNA, 3378 nt
Organism: Sorghum bicolor (sorghum)
Lineage: Eukaryota; Viridiplantae; Streptophyta; Magnoliopsida; Poales; Poaceae
Exons: 5
Coding region: 169-3174 (1001 amino acids)
Molecular function (GO): ATP binding; ATP hydrolysis activity
Source: RefSeq, a predicted model, not a curated record